This is a messenger RNA of Planococcus citri (citrus mealybug), 1090 nucleotides long. It is a transcript of the gene Noa36, whose product is annotated as zinc finger protein 330 homolog Noa36. The record is from RefSeq and is a predicted model, not a curated record. The transcript has 7 exons. Gene Ontology annotation, molecular function: zinc ion binding. The coding region runs from base 141 to 1022 and encodes 293 amino acids. NCBI's taxonomy places the organism in Eukaryota, Metazoa, Arthropoda, Insecta, Hemiptera, Pseudococcidae. Gene Ontology annotation, cellular component: nucleus.
UUCUUAUCACUUACAACGAUUGAUAAAAAUUUGGGAAACGAAACGACGAAACGAGUGAAUGUAAAAUUAUUUACAGUUUUCUUUUUUCUAGUUCAAUUUCAUUAAUAAUGUUUCAUUUCUAAGAUUAAAAGUGAUCGAAAAUGCCGAAAAAGAAAACAGGACAACGUAAGAAGGCUGAGAAGCAGAAACUACGACAGAAGGAAAUUAGAAAUGCUAAAGAUCAUGUACCGUUGGCAGAUCAUCCUUCGAACGUGACUAUGGAAUGUGAAAAAUGCAAAAAGAAACAAAAAAACCGAGCAUUUUGUUACUUUUGUCAAAACGUUCAACGUCUUCCGAUGUGUGCUCAUUGUGGCAAAACGAAAUGCAUGUUGAAAACAGGUGAUUGUGUGGUACGACAUCCGGGUGUGUAUACCACUGGAAUGGCGAUGGUUGGAGCGAUUUGUGAUUUUUGCGAAGCUUGGGUUUGCCAUGGCAGGAAAUGCUUGACUUCUCACGCGUGUAUAUGCCCGUUGCAAGAUGCAGUGUGUUUAGAAUGCGAACGAGGUGUAUGGGAUCACGGUGGUAGGAUUUUUCGAUGUUCUUAUUGCGCCGGAUUUCUGUGCGAAGACGAUCAGUUCGAACAUCAGGCAUCGUGUCAAGUUCUCGAGUCUGAGAAUUACAAGUGUCAAUCGUGCAACAAACUCGGUCAAUUUUCGUGCUUGCGUUGUAAAGUAUGUUAUUGCGAUGAUCAUGUUCGUCGUAAAGGAUUCAAGUAUGAUAAAGGAAAAGCAAUCCCGUGCCCAAAAUGUGGAUACGAAACGUCUUCUACCAAGGACCUGAGCAUGUCGACUCGUAGCCAUAAAUUUGGUCGACAAAGUAAUUUCGCGUACGAUGAUGACGAUGGAGACGAUGACGAUAGUUACGAUGCGGGAGCUUAUAGUUCAUCUUAUUCUUACGACGUCGGGGACGAUGAUGGUUCCAGCGACGAAGAAGAUGAAGAAUCUGACGAAAGUACAGAAAAUGACGACAACGCUUCAGAUUGAAACCUCGAUCAUUCUAAUUUGUUCAAAUUACGAAUAAAUUAUUACCAGUUUCGUUUUUCUAUUUGAAA